Tremella mesenterica DSM 1558 is the source of this 1538-nucleotide messenger RNA. RefSeq lists its product as uncharacterized. NCBI's taxonomy places the organism in Eukaryota, Fungi, Basidiomycota, Tremellomycetes, Tremellales, Tremellaceae. Gene Ontology annotation, molecular function: oxidoreductase activity; FMN binding. The record is from RefSeq and is a predicted model, not a curated record. The transcript has 6 exons. The coding region runs from base 42 to 1538 and encodes 498 amino acids.
AUAUAAUCUCCCACAGCUGCCUACCACACCAUAGCUUCGGCAUGGGGAAGAUCGAUCCAGAUAUUCAGCUGCUUCGAUCGAGUGUCGAGCUGCCCAAUGGUCGCAUCGUUCCCAACCGAUUGGUGAAGGUGGCCAUGGAAGAAGGUAUUGGAUGGGGAGGCGGUCUUCCUGACCAAAGGCAUUGUCAGCUGUAUCGAACAUUUGCUUCAGGAGGAUGGGGUAUGAUCAUCACCGGUAACGCGCACGUUGACCCAAGUCAACUUGCUACCCCACAUUGCAGAUACAUACCCGAUGACUCGAUUGAAACAAUACAGGCAUACAAACGACUUCGAGACGUCACUCUGGCUGGGGUUCCCAGCGAACAAGAACCUCCUCUUCUCCUCAUCCAAUUGUCCCAUGCGGGAUUGCAAUCGUCGGCGACUUAUUCGUUCUCCCGUCCACCAUGGGAGCCUGCGGUGGCUCCAUGUUCUGAAAGACCGGACAUGGGAGAUAGUGUCUUGGGCUGCAUCAUGGGACGAGUCCUGUGGCCCUUCAAGAGCAGAGCGAUUGAAGAUUCCGCCGAGUGGUUCAAGAUCGUCGAUCUGUUCAUCAAAUGUGCCAUAGUGGCUGAAAGAGCAGAAUGGGAUGGAGUUCAAAUACACAGUGCCCAUGGGUAUCUUUUGGCAUCAUACAUAUCACCUUUGACCAACCCCGAUCCUCGUCCUUUACCAACGGUCCCAAGUACAGUACCCUUAAGACUACAUCUUCUCUAUCUCAUACUCGAUGGCAUAUGUCGUGCCACUCAGAAAUCAUUCAUCAAAGCGCUGAAGAUUAAUAGUUCUGACUUUGUCCUUGGUGGACUCAAUGAGGCAGAAUCGGCUGAUCUCAUCAGAGAGAUCGUCAGUUGGAGUAUGGUAGACAUUUUAGAGGUAUCUGGAGGGAGCUAUUCAAACCCUACUUUCGCAGAGAUGGAAGCGCCGUCUCCUUCCCUCAACCGUCAAUCGCUAUUCGCCAACUUCACUAAAUCACUCCUACCUCAGCUCCCUCAACCCCCGAAGGGACCUGCUAUCCUCUUGACGGGUGGUUUACAUUCUCGACCUCUCAUCGCAGACAGUCUUCGAAACGCAUGUCAUCUGGCAGGAAUCGGGCGCCCUGCAUGUCUUCAACCAGCAUUGCCUCUGGAGGUGCUGUUGAAUCCUGAGAUUGAGCGUGAAGAUGCUUAUGUGGGGGGUUACACGAUCUCGGGAGGUGAGACUAUGAAGUGGGUUCUGGGAGGAGGAUCUUCGAAAAAGCCUUCACAAAGAGACAAGUCUGCAUCUGGUCUGGCGAAAAACGGAAACGGAAAAACUGGUAUACCCUUGGUGGGAGCCGGGGUCUCAACGAUGUGGCAUGAAUGGCAACUCCAUCGGAUCGCACGUGGAGCCAAGCCCGAUGCGGCUAUGGAUUGGUUAUGGGGUGGACUGGUGAAGGAGGGAAUAUGGUGGGGCCUGCUCGGUGGAGGACCUUUGGAAUGGUGUCGUCGGACGCGGCAGGAACUCGAGGAUCAGAAGCUAGACUAG